AUGGCCAGUACUACUGAUCCCAAGGGCGCCAUCUCGGGCGACGGCCACGCCGUGUUUGCUGACCACGACAGAGACAAGCAACCGAGCUUACUCUUGGACACGCCAGCGGAUGGGAGUGUACAGGACGAGCUCACCUACCAGUUUGAGGACUCCCGCAAGCUCGGUAUCACGUCGAGCGUCUUUGUUAUCCUCAAUAAGAUGAUUGGAACCGGAAUAUUCUCCACCCCCUCCGGAAUCUUUGCUGCCACAGGUUCAGUAGGCGUGUCAUUGUGUCUGUGGAUUAUUGGAGGAAUCCUGACCUUUGCUGGUCUCAGUGCCUUCUUGGAGUUUGGUCUUGCCAUUCCUCGCAGUGGUGGGGAGAAGAACUACCUCGAGCGAGCAUACCGCCACCCAAAGCUGCUCGCUACUUGCGUGCUCAUGUCGCAAAUGAUCCUUCUUGGAUUCUCCUCAGGCAACUCAUUGGCAUUUGGUCGGUACUGCCUCUUCGCUUCGGGUUCUGAGGAAGCAGAUGGUUGGACAGCGCGUGGCAUUGCCGUCGCGUGCAUCACGCUUUCCGUUGUUGUCCACGCAACCAUUCCCAAAUGGGGCAUCAGACUGUUCAAUGUUCUCGGCUUUUUCAAGGUCUUCAUUCUACUUUUCAUCGUUUUCUCGGGCUUCGCUGCCUUGGCAGGCCAUAGGAAGGUGCCGAACCCACAUAAUUUCGAUAAUGCCUUCCGACUUGAGACAGGGCCAGGCUACGGCGGUGGCGGAGUGUAUGCUUAUGCAACCGCGUUGCUUCGCAUCAUCUACUCCUUUAAAGGCUGGGAGAACGCGAAUUACGUUCUCGGCGAAGUCAAGAAUCCUCGCAAGACACUCCUCGUCGCCGCUCCUCUCGCUAUCGGCGGCACCACAAUCCUUUACGUGCUCGCUAACGUUGCAUAUUUCUCUGCGAUCUCGAAAGAAGAUCUAGCAAGUUCAGAAGUCAUUGUUGCAGGUCUGUUCUUCCGUAACGUCUUUGGCGAUUCGGCAGGAGCAAGAGCACUCCCAGCAUUCGUAGCCUUGAGCAAUCUGGGCAACGUGUUGGCGGUGUCGUUUGCUCAUAGUCGCCUGAACCAGGAGUUCGCGAAGGAGGGUCUUCUGCCUUUUAGCCGGUUCUGGGCAUCCAACAAGCCAUUCAAUGCUCCGGCAACUGCGCUGUUCCUGCACUGGCUGGUUACCAUCAUCAUUCUCCUCGCGCCACCAGCCGGACCAGCGUACAACUUCAUUGUGGACCUAUACACCUAUCCUGGUGCCUGGAUCAAUGGCUUUGUCGCGGCCGGACUGCUCUACCUUCGCUUCAAACCUUCAGAAGGCUGGACGUCGCCAUUCAAGUCAUUCAUUCCUGUCAUCAUUCUCUACCUACUCGCAAACGUUUUUCUCGCAAUCGUCCCAUUCAUUCCUCCCGACUCUGGCGACCUCGACCCCGAUGGGUACCCCUAUUACGUCUUUCCGGUUGUUGGUGUGGCGGUGCUACUCGGUGGCGCCGUGUAUUGGUUAUUCUGGAAGAGGUUGUUGCCCAAGGUUUUGGGCUACAGGAUUGAGACAGAGCAUAGGAUCUCCGACGUCGAUGGGAGUGAGACGGUUCGAUAUAUCAAGGUGUAUACAAAGGAGGACAAGCAGCAUUGA
This is a messenger RNA of Cyphellophora europaea CBS 101466, 1644 nucleotides long. RefSeq lists its product as uncharacterized. Gene Ontology annotation, cellular component: membrane. The record is from RefSeq and is a predicted model, not a curated record. Gene Ontology annotation, molecular function: L-amino acid transmembrane transporter activity. Gene Ontology annotation, biological process: amino acid transmembrane transport. The transcript has 7 exons. Lineage: Eukaryota; Fungi; Ascomycota; Eurotiomycetes; Chaetothyriales; Cyphellophoraceae. The coding region runs from base 1 to 1644 and encodes 547 amino acids.